Messenger RNA from Candoia aspera, 1827 nucleotides. It is a transcript of the gene NME8, whose product is annotated as NME/NM23 family member 8. The transcript is spliced from 15 exons. The coding region runs from base 1 to 1827 and encodes 608 amino acids. NCBI's taxonomy places the organism in Eukaryota, Metazoa, Chordata, Lepidosauria, Squamata, Candoiidae. The record is from RefSeq and is a predicted model, not a curated record.
AUGGCAAGUAAGAAGAAAGAAAUUCAGUUACAGACAAUAAUACUCAAUCAAACACAAUGGGAUGAGAUGCUGCUGAAUAAAGGUCUAACAGUGGUAGAUGUUUAUCAGGCAUGGUGUGGACCUUGCAAAGCUGUAGUAAACUUGUUCAGGAAGCUAAAAAAUGAAUAUGGUGAAGAUAAUCUUCUACAUUUUGCUGUGGCAGAUGCUGAUAGUGUGGUGACCCUGCUUCCAUUUAAAGAGAAAUGUGAACCUGCUUUUGUCUUCUGUCUGGAUGGCAAGAUGAUAGAUAUUGUAAGAGGAGUAAAUGGACCUCUUCUAAAUAGAAAAGUCAUAGAACUAAUUGAACUAGAAAGAAAAAUUGUGGCAGGAGAAGUGCAAAGGCCAGAGAUGCCAGAGCUCAUGUUUAUAGAAGAGAAAGAAUCAGAAGAAGAAGCUGAAGAAGAAGCAGCUGAAGAGGAGGAAAAAUAUAUGGUUGUCGUUAUAAAACCUGAUGCUGUUGCUGAAGGAAAAGUUGAAGAACUUAAGGAAAUGAUUAUUGAAGCAGGCUCUGUCAUUCUUGCAGAAGAAUUGAAGAUGUUAACUGAUGAACAAGUUAGGGAUUUUUAUCAAAACAAAUCAGAAGAGCCUGAUUUUGAAGACUUUGUUUCAUAUAUGCUAUCUGCACCCAGCUAUGUUCUGAUCGUAUCUGAAAGAAAGCAUGGCCAGGAUACUAUGCCUUUUUUACAUGAACUGGAAGCAGUGGAAGAGGACAAGGAGGAGGAGGAAGAAGAGGAGGAAGAAGAAAUGAUAGAGCAAGAAGAACUUUUAUCUGAAGCAUGCAGAAAACACUCUGUGAGACCUGCAGCUGGCUUGAAAGAGCUGUUGGAAAACCAAAACAUGUUACAUCUCUGUGAUAUUCAGGAUACUGUUGAAGAAAGAAGCAGGCAACUUGCCUUCUUUUUCCCUGAUUUUUCCAAAGCAAAGAAAGAACCAGUUAUUGAACGAACACUGGCAUUGAUCAGACCUUCCCUUUUAAAAGAAAGAAGAGAAUCUAUUCUGAAAAGAAUUGAGGAAUAUGGCUUUGAAAUAGCAAUGGAAAAGGAAAUAACCCUAUCAGAAGAACAAGCACGUGAAUUCUACAAGGAACAUGAAAAACAAGAUUAUUUUCCAUUUCUUUUGGAUCAAAUGACCAGUGGGCCGACUCUUGCUCUUGCUUUGAUACAAGACCACGCAGUCCAAAAAUGGAGGGAUUUACUGGGCCCAAAGGUAAUCCAAGAAGCAAAGGACCAAUGCCCCAAAUGUUUACGUGCUGAGUUUGCAAUGCCUGAUAUACCAAUCAAUCAGCUGCAUGGCAGCUCAAACCCAGAUGCUGCUGCAAAGGAAUUACAAUUCUUCUUUCCUGUAGAAAACACUAUGGCUCUCAUUAAACCCUCUGCUUUUGAGGAACACAAAGAUGAAAUUAUAAAUGAAGCAAAAAAUGCUGGAUUUCUAAUCUCAGAAUUGAGAGAAGCACACAUAAGUCCUGAGGUAGCAGCACAAUUUUAUCAAGAUCAUGAAGAUAAACCAUAUUACAAUCAACUAGUGGAUUAUAUGUCUAAAGGCCCAUCAAUGGUCAUGAUUCUAACUAAAGAAAAUGCCGUACAGGAAUGGCGACAAUUAAUGGGACCAACAGAUCCAGAAAAAGCAAAAGAAACUCAUCCCAAUUCACUACGUGCUAAAUUCGCAACAGAUGUUAUGCACAAUGCUGUUCAUGGGUCCUCAAAUCAGGAACAUGCUGAAAGAACCAUUAAGUUUAUCUAUGGAGAUAUUGAUUUAGAGAGCCUAAAACACAAAUAUGUUUAUGUGUAA